GCGAAAGAGGUGGAGGAGCAGGUUAGGUGUUUGUAGAUUCCUGAUGGCGUCUGGUUCUGGCAGCAGAGCGGAGGAACAGCCACCAGCGCUGCCUGUCAAACAGCGCAGGAGUCAUUCCUCCAGACACUCCAGUGUGGAGUCUGACUGCGUCAUGCUCAGCCCUGCUGGACUCCAGCAUCAAAACCUCACCUACAACGACGUCUUCCAAGAGCCCACUGAUUGUAACGCAGCUCAGUGCCCCAUACACCAGCGUUAUGAUCCCUCCAGACACCAGGUGAGAUUUUUCUCCGAUGGCACUCCGCCGCCUGUUCCAAAGAAGAGGUUAGCUCGCACCUUCUCCCUCCCAGUGGCACCUCAGUACUCCCCUCUGUCUCCGCUCUAUCCACUGCAAAAGCACCCUCUAAACUUUGACAACCCCAUCUACAUGCUGGUACCCAUACCUGACACCUGUUUACACGAGGAGGAGGCGGAAGAAUUUAAACCAGUCCCCUUGCCAUCUUUCUCCCAGCUGACCUUUGACACCCCAGACGAACAUCUGUCCUGCCUCUUCAGCAGCUUUGGCGACCAGAGGGUUGUUUUUCAGGGGAUUCAGCACCGCCACCUCCUCUUUCUGAGGAGCAUGGCGCAAAGUGUGGAGGCUGGGAUCCUGCUGCAGGGAAAGGCCGCAGAGAGGGACGUCAUCUCAUACCAGCCUCAGGAUUUCCUGCUGUGUGACGGCGGAGGGCCAAAGGAGAUCGGAGACACGGUUUACUACAGCCUGCGCAGCCCCAAGCUCCCAGGGAGGAUGCUUGGUUUAAGGGCACACAAACAGACUGAUGAAACACAAACCAAACACCAGUCAUCCCAUGUCAACGUGCAAGACGUUAUUGCUCAUUUCCAAGCACGCAAUGCCUCAAAGGAUGAAUUCAGCAUAUUGCAAAAUCAAGGUCCCUCUCAUUCUGUCAAGUCAGACUGCACUGCUGCUAAAUCACCAGAUAGAGGCAGCACUGAGUGUGCAGCAGCUCAUGUGAACAUGAAUCUGUCCUCUUUCCUCCAGAAAGGCCUCUCAGUGAGCGUGGAGAGAGACCUGCCUCACGCCACUCUAGAGGACUUUGUUCAGGGCUCCCUGCAGAGCACAGAUUGUUUGGAUUACGACAGACAGGUUUGCGCUCUGUUGCUGCAGGUAUUAAUGGGCACACAACAUCUGUACAACAUCAGCGCCACUGCAGCUGAGCUCAGACCACAGGGGAUCUUUUUAGUGUGGCCCAGCAGGGAGGAUGAAGAGGGAGAAAAGAAGCUUGAGACUGAUGCUUCUGAAACAAAAACAGGUUUCAAGACCAGCAGAUGGAAAGAAGGAAUGGAGUGGGGAAAGAAAAAAAGACCAAUCCAGAUGUUAUGGAGGACAUACGGUUCCCCUCGUGUGGUGUUAACUCCGCUGUCAUCUGCUCUGUCUGCACCUCACCCUCUCACCUACAUCAAAUCCCAGAUUGGAGCACUAAUUCAAUACUGCCUCCAUUCACAAGAGAGCCAAACACCUCUGGGCUCAGUUCCAGCCGUGUCCUCACACCGACAGGGUCUUCUCUAUCUGGCCUCUCUGCUCCACUCUGGGAGCAGCGGAGCACAGAUGGCGGACAUGGUGGCCACGCUUCAGGUGCUCCUCUGGGGGCCACGUGUCCCAUUCAUCAGUCACAGAGGCUCUCUGACCGCCGCUGUACACAACUGGCUGACUGUCAAGCGAGCCCUGCUGGUGAUGAAGCUGGCAGAGAGAGGGCUGAUCCAGGAUCAGUCUGCUCUGGACUGGGAGGACUGUAUGUGUCUGCAGUACUUGUCGUUUACAGACCCGGAGACAGUUGUGAGCGUGACCAGUCAACUAUGGCUCUCUCUGAACAUGGACAGUCCAUCUUGAAAUGCAAUCAUUGAUGUGAUGACUCCUGCUGCGUAAUUUGUAAACUGUCACUCUGCAAUAUAUCAACGGUCAAAAAUACACUAAGAAUGUGCAUUUGAUUUGACUAAAAGCCAUUUCCAUCCUCCUCCUUUUAUAAUUAAGAUAUUCAUACACUGCUGUUCACUAUGUAAAAUGUAUGCGAUAAAAUGCUGCACUUUGAACAUUUGUUGCUGUAAUAUUACUCUUUAUCGGCCCUAAAAAUGUAUUUCCUAAAAGCAAACUAUUUUCUGACAAGUUAGAACAGUUUUAGGCUUUUUGUUGUUUUUUUAACCAGAGAUUUCUGUUUUUCUCUGUGCUUUAAAGGGCUUUAAGACACCACACGAUUAAAACAAUUGUGCUGUA
This is a messenger RNA of Plectropomus leopardus (leopard coralgrouper), 2266 nucleotides long. RefSeq names its product PEAK family member 3 (gene peak3). NCBI's taxonomy places the organism in Eukaryota, Metazoa, Chordata, Actinopteri, Perciformes, Serranidae. Gene Ontology annotation, biological process: protein phosphorylation. Gene Ontology annotation, molecular function: protein kinase activity. The record is from RefSeq and is a predicted model, not a curated record.